Messenger RNA from Lindgomyces ingoldianus, 1044 nucleotides. RefSeq lists its product as uncharacterized. The transcript has 2 exons. Bases 1 to 897 code for a protein of 298 amino acids. Gene Ontology annotation, biological process: protein polyubiquitination; protein monoubiquitination. The record is from RefSeq and is a predicted model, not a curated record. Lineage: Eukaryota; Fungi; Ascomycota; Dothideomycetes; Pleosporales; Lindgomycetaceae. Gene Ontology annotation, molecular function: ubiquitin protein ligase activity.
AUGGCCCGUGCGCAUUGCUUCCGACCUCGGGAACCAUGGAACCUUGGUCAUCCUUCCGCCACUUUCACUCAACAACAUCGCAUGGAGAAGGCCACCAGCUCCACCAAGGAUGAUUCUGGGGACGCUUGCGUCAUAUGUAAAGCAGAAGUCACCGCCGUCCAGUAUGACUGGCGCUCUGCGGAAGACUUCAAGACCUACACCGUCCGCUCCACUCGUCCACCUCCAAAUACCUCAACCCCUCAAACCCCUUCCGAAAAUAUUCGCCGUGGGCUGCUAAGACAACGGCGAACCACGCGUCGCCCCUACUCCACUCCAAAUCCAAAUAUUGCGCUGCUCCGUCGGCGCCAUGUCUACCGCCAUAAACUGUACUCCCUGCACGUUGGCGCAAACCGGAUAUCGCGCUACCAAAAUCUGACUCCUGAGAUGGUCGCCACUUCGCCAGACCUUCAGUCUCGAGCGAAAAUGUGGAUACGUCGAGAGCUGCGAGUCUUUGUUUUUCUGUACUCCGACGCUGAGGCGACGCCAGCCGAGGAAGCGACGACCAGCAGCAACGCCGAGUUCCUGCUGACCUACAUCAUCUCCAUACUGAAGACUGUCGAUAUAAAAUCGAGCACUGGGCACGCUGAGGAUCUUUUGCAGGAGUUCUUGGGUCGGGACAACGCGCGUCUGUUCUUGCAUGAAGUGAAUGCCUGGUUACGGAGUCCGUACACUAAGCUGGAGGACUGGGAUCGACAUGUCCAGUAUACAGAAAGGCUUCCCAACCAGUUUGAUUCAGAUGGUAUAGCGAUUGUUAGACACCAGACAGGCAGGUGCACAAGCCGUUCUCGGAGCCCGGUUCCGACAAGGAGGGGAACGUGGAGGGAACGAGAAGCCUUACGAAGAUACCAGCCUGAUUGAAGAGCCAGAUGACCUUAAUCCCUACAUCCCGAAUGAAUUUAGAAGGCUGCUGAUCGAUUGAGAUCUCCUGCAUUGCUUAGAAGUGGGCGCCUUAAGACGAUUCUAUGGUAUUAGUACAUGUCAAGAUAUUCACAUGGGUGCCCUUCC